GUGACUAGGCGCUGUCGAAUUCAGUGGCAGGUGGUUUGGUUAAUGACUAGUGUUGACUGCUGGCCUUGUUAAUUAGUACUUGAGAGUAUUCCCACACUGCGACGUACAACGGUGUAUCAGUAAUGAUAAAGCGUGUUCAGAUUCUAGAUAAGGCAGUUCGAUAAGGCAGUGUCUGCACAACAGACACACACAGCGAGGCUGGCCCCAGAAUAACGAGCUGCGCUUGUUUUAAUUCAGCAGGUGAGUGUUUUUUUUUCUCACGUGUCUGUAUGUUUUUAUGUUUUUACUAUCAGAAGAUUCGCACCCAGGUUCAUCUAGAUUUAGCAAGAAACCUGCAUCUCGUCGAGACCGGCGGGGAGAUGUGGCGGGCCGCAGUGCUGGUAGCCGCCGCCGCCGCCGCCGCCGCCGCCGCCUCGUGCCGCGGCACGGGCUGCAGCUGCAGCUACAGCGGCGGCCGCGCGCGGGUCAGCUGCCCCUCGCUGCCGCGCGACGCGCGCGCCCUGCCGCCCUCCACGCGCGCCCUCGACCUCUCGCGCAGCGGGGUCGCCUCGCUGGCCGCCGACGUGUUCGCGGGCCUCCCUGCGCUCGAGGAGCUGGCUCUGCCCUGGAACCGCAUGGCGUCCGUGUCGCCGCGGGCCUUCGCCAACCUCUCGGCCCUGCGGCGGCUCGACCUCAGCCACAACCUGCUGGCCGCGCUGCCCCGAGGCUUGCUGGACGGCGCGCCGCUGCUGCAGAGCCUCGACCUGUCCUUCAACAGGCUCGCCGCGCUCCACCCGGGGCUGUUCCGCGGCGCGCCGAGCCUGGACGAGCUGUCCCUGGCCUUCAACCCGCUGCUGGGGCCAGCCCUGGAGGCCUCGCCCGGCGCGCUGGCCGCCGCCUUCGCCAACGACCUGCGCGCCCUGAGGCUGGACGGAGUGCGCCUGGCGCGCCUGCCCGACGGCUUCUUCGCCUCGGCCGAGGCCCUGAGGGAGCUGUCCCUCGCCGACAACCCCCUGCGGGAGGUGCCCUUCCUGCCCGGCGGGCUGGAGGACCUGGACCUGUCGGGCUGCGAGGUGCGCAGCCUCGCGCCGGGCAGCUUCGUGACCUCGCCCUUCCUGCGCCGGCUGCGGCUGGAGCGCAUGCGCGAGCUGGUGGCGGUGCAGCGCAGCGCCUUCGAGGGCCUGGCGCUGGAGGAGCUGUCCCUGCGCGGCUGCCCCCGGCUCACAGAGGUGAGCGGCGGCGCGUUCGGCGACUCUGCGGUGGAGCGCGGCGGCGCGCGGGUGCUGUCCCUGGCUCACGGGGGGCUGAGGGCGCUGCCCCGGGAGCUGCAGGGCCCCUUGUCCGCGCCGGAGCGCCUGGACCUGCAGGGCAACCCCUGGCGCUGCGACUGCAACCUCGCCUGGCUGCGGCGCCUCAACCUGUCCGCCGCCGAGACCGCCGACCUCAGGUGCGCCGAGCCGCCGGAGCUGCGCCGCGUGCUGCUGUGGUCCCUGCCGGAGAGCGCCUUCCUCUGCGGGGGCGGCCACGAGCGGCGGCGCGGCGCGGCGGGGGCGGCGGCGGCGGCGCCGGGGGCCUACGAGAUGCUGCGGGUGGACGACGACGAGGAAGCAGCGGUCGGCGUGUGGAGCACCGAGACCUCCGCGCGCUAG
This is a messenger RNA of Bacillus rossius redtenbacheri, 1628 nucleotides long. Its product is annotated as leucine-rich repeat-containing protein 26-like. The record is from RefSeq and is a predicted model, not a curated record. The coding region runs from base 270 to 1628 and encodes 452 amino acids. Gene Ontology annotation, cellular component: plasma membrane. Gene Ontology annotation, molecular function: protein binding. Lineage: Eukaryota; Metazoa; Arthropoda; Insecta; Phasmatodea; Bacillidae. The transcript has 5 exons.